Molecule: messenger RNA, 715 nt
Organism: Heteronotia binoei (common prickly gecko)
Lineage: Eukaryota; Metazoa; Chordata; Lepidosauria; Squamata; Gekkonidae
Gene: NCCRP1
Product: NCCRP1, F-box associated domain containing
Exons: 6
Coding region: 1-714 (237 amino acids)
Biological process (GO): glycoprotein catabolic process; SCF-dependent proteasomal ubiquitin-dependent protein catabolic process
Cellular component (GO): cytoplasm; SCF ubiquitin ligase complex
Molecular function (GO): ubiquitin protein ligase activity
Source: RefSeq, a predicted model, not a curated record
AUGGCUGUCCCCCGGCCAGAGUCACUGCUUUCUGCCCCGCAGCCGCAGCCUCAGCCCAGCUGGCAGGAGCGCUUCGAGGCCCGCUGGGAGCUCAGCCGGAGGGGCGCCCCAGCCCCCAAAGACCCCGACUGGGGGGUCCUCUACGCCCUCAAGCCCUUCCAGAGGAACCUGCUGCGCAAUCCAAACCCAGAAGGUGUGAACACCUCUGAACCUGCUCCUUCGUGUCCCCCCAAAGCCCCUCAGAUGUCUCUGGACCUCCAAGGGACUUUCAGAGGCUGGCAAAUGAACACAGAGCUGCUGGCUGAAGGGAAGGAGGCCGACUUUCCACGCUACAGCUGGAGUGUGAAGCAGCAGGAGGUGGACCUUCUGACUGAGGGACUCUGGGUGGAGCUUCUGGACGUGUACCAGCCGGACAUCACCGUCAUGGACUGGUAUGAAAACAGCAAGUUGGCACCCAGUGUUUAUGAGCUUCAUGUCUGGCUUCUGGGAAGUGACCGGUUGAUGGUGAUUGGUGAAUUUCACUACGUGGCCCACGAAGGCGACCAAAGAGAAGCAGACAAGAACUGGCAUCAUGUUUCCCACGUUUUCAAGCACUACGGCCCAGGAGCACGUUUUGUCCGCUUCUUGCACAAGACCAAGUGUGUGGAGACGCCAUCCAGCUUCCUCCGGACCAGAGCGACAGAUAGCAGUGUCUCUGUGCAGUUGCGGGAUUGAG